AUGCAGGUCGCACAGUGCGCGCUCGCAGACCAUAUACUUAGUGUGGACUCCUUAGUUAUUGUCCUUGGUGACUUUAACAAAGGAAACCUCACUCAUGAACUUCCUAAAUAUAGACAGUUUAUUAAAUGCCUGACCAAAGAGGAGAACAUUCUGGAUCACUUCUACACCACAGUCAGAGACGCUUGGCACGUCAUCCCUCGUGCAGCACUGGGCCAAUCCGAUCACAUCAUGGUUCACCUGAGUCCUGCUUACAGGCAGAAACUAAAGCUCUGCAAACCUGUAGUUAGGACUCUGAAGAACUGGACCAGUGAGGCUGUGGAGGAUCUUCAGGUGUGUUUGGAUUCUACUGACUGGGGCAUCUUCAGGGCUGCUACCAACAGUCCGGAUGAGUUCACAGAGGCUGUGACAUCAUAUAUCAGUUUCUCGUUUAAGGCAGCUGUAAAGCCUGCUUCUCUCUGUCAAAUACAGGGAAAUCCAGAAUUUCCUGUACUGUCUAAACAAGGAGAUGUGACGAUUGGAGGUGUUUUUUCUAUCCACAGGAAAAUCACACCACCCUCACUUUUCUUUACAGAGAGGCCGGCAAUAUCUAAUUGUACCAGUAUUGACUUAAGGGAGUUUCGAUUUGCCCAGACAAUGAUAUUUGCUAUUGAAGAAAUAAAUGGAAAUAAGGAUCUUCUUCCUAAUGUUGCUAUUGGAUAUCGCAUUUAUGACAACUGUGCAUCGACAAUAUCCUCAAGGCAUACAGUAAUGGCACUAAUGAAUGGGGAUGAGAUGACUUUGGAAGAUAGCUGCUCUGGACAAUCAGCAGUUCAUGCUAUUAUUGGAGAGUCUGAAUCUACUUCUACUAUUGUCCUUUCCCGCACCACUGGGCCAUUUCAAAUUCCAGUGAUAAGUCAUUCAGCUACUUGUGAGUGCUUGAGCAAUAGAAAGGAGUUUCCCUCUUUUUUUCGAACUAUUGCAAGUGAUCGCUAUCAAAGUGUUGCUCUUGCUCAGUUGGUCAAAUACUUUGGUUGGACCUGGGUCGGAGCAGUGAACAGCGACAGUGAUUAUGGCAACAAUGGGAUGGCCAUCUUUCUCUCUGCUGCACAAGAGGAAGGAGUGUGUGUGGAAUACACAGAGAAAUUUGACAGAGCAGAGCCAGAAAAACUCAAAAAAGUGGUGGAAGUGAUCAAGAAGAGCACUGCUCAGGUGAUUGUUGGAUUUCUUGCACAUGCAGAAAUGAAUAACCUGUUAGAGCAGUUGAGUUUCCACAACAUCACAGGCCGGCAGUUCAUUGGGGUGGAGGCGUGGAUCACUGCUGAAAGCCUUGUAACUCCUACUAGCUUUAGUGUGCUGGGAGGUGCAUUAGGAUUUGCAGUGCAAAAGGCCAACAUCAGCGGCUUGGACGAUUUUCUAGUUAGAGGUUUCUGGGAAACAGGAUUUAUGUGCAAUGACACAAAUACAGAGACAAGUUUAAAAACUUGCAAAACAAACCGGGAUUUCUUAGAGCUUAAAGAUAAUGACAACGAUGUAACAGAGCUAAGAUACUCCACUAAUAUCUACAAAGCCAUCUAUGCUGUAGCACAUGCUCUACAUAACAUCUUGAAGUGUUCAGAUCAUCAAGGAUGUAAGAAGCCUGUGGAGAUCAAGCCAUGGGAGGUAGUAGAGGCUUUAAAACAUGUGAACUUCACUACUAACAAUGGGGACAAAGUGUGGUUCGAUCCUACUGGAGCCGCUGUUGCCAGGUAUGAGGUGGUGAACUGGCAGCGUGGAGCAGAUCAUUCGGUUCAGUUUAAACCUGUUGGUUACUAUGAUGCUUCACUACCUUCUGGCAAGAAAUUUGUUCUUAACACAGAGGCUAUAAUGUGGCCAGGGGGAACUAAACAGUUACCUGUUUCAGUUUGUAGUGAAAGCUGUCAACCAGGAACCCAUAAAGUCCUCCAGAAAGGAAAACCUGUGUGCUGCUUUGAUUGCAUACCAUGUCCAGUUGGAGAAUUUAGCAACACCACAGGUACCACAUAUCUAAACAAUGAUACAGUCAUUUGUAAACUGUGUAAGGGUGGAUCAAAAGGAAUUGUAAUAAUAAAAAACAUAUUUUUUAUUACAGAUUCUAUUGACUGCAAAAAGUGUCCUGAAGCAUUCUGGUCCAAUCAGAACAGAGAUGCAUGUUUACCGAAAAACAUUGAGUUUCUCUCCUUCAUUGAGGUUAUGGGCAAAGUACUAGUAUUUUUCACUUUGCUAGGUGUUCUGCUAACUUUAAAAGUAGCCACACUGUUUUUAAUAAAUAAGGACACUCCACUAGUGAAAGCAAACAACUCUGAGCUGAGCUUCUUGUUGCUCUUCUCCUUGUCACUCUGUUUCUUGUGUUCUUUAACAUUUAUUGGCAAACCCACUGAGUGGUCCUGCAUGUUGCGACACACAGCAUUCGGCAUCACCUUCGUUCUUUGUAUCUCUUGUAUUCUUGGAAAAACAAUAGUGGUUCUAAUGGCCUUUAAAACAAAUCUUCCAGGUAAUAAUGUGAUGAAAUGGUUUGGGCCUGCACAGCAGAGACUCACUGUUUUGUUUUUCACUUUUAUACAGGUCAUUAUUUGCAUCCUGUGGUUAAGAAUAAAUCCCCCCUUUCCUUUAAAAAACAUGACAUACUACAUGGAAAAGAUCAUUCUUGAGUGUGCUCUGGGAUCACCUGUUGGGUUUUGGGCUGUUUUGGGAUACAUUGGACUUCUUGCCUUACUGUGUUUUGUCCUUGCUUUCUUGGCCAGAAAGUUGCCAGAUAGUUUCAAUGAGGCUAAACACAUCACCUUCAGUAUGUUGAUUUUCUGUGCAGUCUGGCUCACCUUCAUCCCAGCUUAUGUCAGCUCACCUGGGAAAUUUACUGUAGCUGUUGAGAUAUUUGCCAUUCUAGCAUCAAGUUACGGGAUACUAUUUUGUAUAUUUGCACCAAAAUGCUUUAUUCUUAUUCUGAAACCUGAGCUGAACACAAAGAAACACCUGCUGGGGAAAACACAAGGUUAAUCAGUUUACAUUGUACACAAUAUUUUCUCUCUCUUUUUAAAAAAAAUUUUUUUUUGCUCUUUAUUGUUGUUGAAGGUCUUAUUGCAAAAACUUGUAUUCUGUAAUUAAAAAAAGAAAAACAUGACGUCAUGUUAAAAUACACCAAUAAGUUGUGAACAAUGUGUUUCAAAUA
Messenger RNA from Fundulus heteroclitus (mummichog), 3163 nucleotides. Its product is annotated as extracellular calcium-sensing receptor-like. Gene Ontology annotation, biological process: G protein-coupled receptor signaling pathway. The transcript has 7 exons. Gene Ontology annotation, cellular component: membrane. The record is from RefSeq and is a predicted model, not a curated record. Gene Ontology annotation, molecular function: G protein-coupled receptor activity. Lineage: Eukaryota; Metazoa; Chordata; Actinopteri; Cyprinodontiformes; Fundulidae. Bases 1 to 2991 code for a protein of 996 amino acids.